UGUAUCCGAUAAUUAAAUUGUUUUUCGCGUUUUUUUUAAAUGAAUAAAUAAAUUGUAUUAAGCUGAAAAUGAUGGUGAAAAUAAUUUUAUUUCAUGUCCAUUUAACUCUUCUAUUCAUCACCAAUUUAGUGAUGAGCAUUAUACAAUGGUUAAACUACAUGAUUUUAUCUAAAAUAAAUCGUAAACUACAAUUACGAAUCAAUUUUCUUAUGCAAGAAUUAAUAUUUUCUCAAUUUGUUGUUUGUCUUGAUUGGUUUUGUCAAACUCGUUUACGACUAUUUUUUAAAGAUCGAAAAUCAUUCGAUAAUUAUGGUAAAAAGCCGGCAUUAUUGAUUUCCAAUCAUCGUUAUCCGAUUGAUGUUUUGUUCUUCAUCGUAUUUGUUCGAAUAUUUGGACCAUUAGGAGCGAUUAGAUCUUUUGUUAAAUAUGAAUUAAUUAAUGUACCGAUUUACGGUUGGGCAUUUUACUUUAGUGAAUUCAUCUUUCUCAAACGAGAUUGGCAACAAGACCAAAAAACGAUUACAGAAUCGUUGAAAAAUAUAGGCAAUUCGAUUGCAUCGAUUGCUUUAUUUUUUGCUCCCGAAGGAACACGAUUUACUCAAAGAAAAUUGGAAGCAGGUAUCGAUUAUGCCAAGGAAAACAAUUUGCCUAUAUUCAAACAUCAUUUGAUUCCUCGUACCAAAGGAUUUAAUUAUAUUCUACGAUAUAUACGUCAGAAUUAUUCGAACGAUGAAUUUAACAUCUAUAAUGUGGAAUUAAUUCAAAAGCAAGAUUCUGCAGAUUUAGAUUGGAAAAAUUUCCUACUUGGUCGAAAAUUUUCGGUGGAUUUUUACAUAGAACAGAUUCAUUCAGAUCAAUUACCAGAACCGGAUGCAAAGGAUAGCAAAUAUUCAGAAACUUUGUAUGAAAUAUUCGCAAAAAAAGAUCAGGUUGUUGAACAACAUCGAACACAUUCAUUCAUACCGGAUUGUGAAAUGGUCAUUGAUAAUCAAAGAUCCGUAUUGCUAUUGUUACGUUGUAUGAUCAUGAAUUUUGUCAUUGGUGGAAGCAUUGUUUACUAUCUAUUGUAUUAUUUAACAUUUGCAUUCCAUAAUUGGAUUAUACGUCUAAUUUUCCUGUUGAUCGGCAUCAUAGUAAUUUUCACCCUUUAUAAGAUAUUCAAAAGUGCCAAAAUUUCAAACUAUGGCGAAAAGAAAACCAAAAAAAUGCAUUAAUCCAAA
Dermatophagoides pteronyssinus (European house dust mite) is the source of this 1220-nucleotide messenger RNA. Its product is annotated as 1-acyl-sn-glycerol-3-phosphate acyltransferase delta-like. The record is from RefSeq and is a predicted model, not a curated record. Gene Ontology annotation, molecular function: 1-acylglycerol-3-phosphate O-acyltransferase activity. Gene Ontology annotation, cellular component: endomembrane system. Lineage: Eukaryota; Metazoa; Arthropoda; Arachnida; Sarcoptiformes; Pyroglyphidae.